AUGUUGUUGACUCUCGCUGUGGCGCCGCUCGCCACGCCGUCAGAGUCCGACUGCGCGGCUUGGGCUGCGAGCGGGGAAUGCGCCGCAAACCACGAGUACAUGCGAUCAAACUGUAAGAGCGCCUGCGACUGGAACGAAUGCUUGGAGCGGUCAGUCGAAUGCGAAGCGGCACCGCACACGCUGUCGGUCGUCUGCCCGGGCCUGUGCAGCAGCUCCGAUGCCAUCACCUCGCUGCCGCUGCCGUGCGAUGCUGAUCAGGCCCGCUGCGAUUCGCGGAAAUUUCAGCUCGAGGCGAGCGGAGGUCGGAAGCUCAAGGCGUGCGUGCGCUGGGCUGAGUCGGAGGAGUGCGACAAAAAUGCAGAGUACAUGCUCAGCGCGUGCCCGCUUGCAUGUGCGGAAAGGUCCGCCGCCAAGUGCGCUCGCUGGGCUGCUGCUGGUGAGUGCGAGACCAACGGUGCGUGGAUGCGGCACGGGCCUUGCGCACGGGCGUGCGACGCCUCGAUCGGCCGCGUGGCCUGCGAUGCGGCGGCCUGCGCCUCGAUCCACAGCGACCACGGCUGUGCCCUCCAAAGCAGUGGCAACGGCACGGUCAGGCGCCGACGCGUGAACCCGCCCGGCUACAAUGAGACGGUGGAGCUCUCGGUGCGAAACGAUGGCGCGGCGACGCUGCAGCUGUUCUAUGCUGCCGAGGACGGCACGGAGACGGGCUACGGCGUCGUGCCCCCUGGGGCCCGCCUCGGGCAGGGCACCGUGGUUGGGCACGUGUGGCGGCUGCGCGAGGUGGUUCCAACGGGCUCGAGCCGGCAGCAGCAGCGCGGCAGGCUGGUUCGUGAGCUGGUCGCGGGCGUCGUCUCUGUCGCGCAGUGCGCUUGCGAGGCCCACUUGCGCUCCCACCACUUGCGGCUUGGCACCCUCGUGCCGCGAGGCUACCGGCACGAGGGCAGCAGCGAGUUGCUUGUGCGCCAGGUCUGGCCCGGCGAUUUGGUCACCGUGGUGCUCGACCCACCGCCCUCCGAAACUUCCGCGGGCGGCGAGAAGGUCUCGCCGGCAGGAAGCGAGCCGCCCCUCGAGGACCGAAGCGCCAUGAGCGAAUUGCCACAGGGCCGCGUCGUCCUCCAGCAUUUGGCCACCGACCUCGUGGUGGAAGAGUGCGCCGCCCCGGUGGCUCCGGUGCAAUCGCUCGAGCGGAGGCGCCAGAGGCUGCAGGAAAACAACCAACAGCUGCGUUCGCAUCUGCAACGGCUGCAACGGCUCGACGAGAGCGCGCGCAAGGCUGACAACUCCAGCAAGGCGGCUGGCCUGGCUUUGGAUCUACCGGCCGUCUUGCUCGACGAGUACUCUGCUGGCACGGCCGAGGCCUCUGCGCUCCUCGGUGCUCUCGAGGCCAGCAAACAGGCGCACGCGAAUGCGGACGCCAGUGCGCGCCAGCGUCACCGGGGCGCGCGGAGGGCCAGAAAGCGAGCGCACGACGAGUUGUAG
Molecule: messenger RNA, 1479 nt
Organism: Emiliania huxleyi CCMP1516
Lineage: Eukaryota; Haptophyta; Isochrysidales; Noelaerhabdaceae
Exons: 5
Coding region: 1-1479 (492 amino acids)
Source: RefSeq, a predicted model, not a curated record